AUGCCUAAUCCUGAAGUUUUCAUUAAAGUUAUUUGCUAAAAAAUGGAUCUUGAGCCCAAAAUAUAUGAUACAGCUAUAUAUCUUAAUCAAAAAGCUAUAGAAAAGAAUAUAAUUAAUGGAUAACAUGCUGCAACUAUAGCAGCAAGUAUUGUUAAAUUGGCUGCUUCUUUAUAUGAUGUGGAAUUACCUGUUAAAUAAAUUUGUGAAACUUCUAAUGUAUGCUAAAUUUCUUUAAGAUCACUUUAUAGAUAAAUAUAUCCUUAAAGAUUUAAACUUAUAGAAGAAAAUAAUAAAUUAUGUAAUGAUAUUAAUAAAAUUAAAAAAAACAAUAUUUAGUAAUGA
Ichthyophthirius multifiliis is the source of this 342-nucleotide messenger RNA. Its product is annotated as transcription factor a general transcription factor, putative. The transcript has a single exon. Gene Ontology annotation, molecular function: TBP-class protein binding. The record is from RefSeq and is a predicted model, not a curated record. NCBI's taxonomy places the organism in Eukaryota, Ciliophora, Oligohymenophorea, Hymenostomatida.